UCAGGUGUUCGACGGUGCGGCGAUCGGACCUCGGUCAACAUUUCAGUUCGUACAGAUAUGCGUUUAAACCCACAGCUAGUGUUAUCACGAGGAGAACGUACGCAUUCGUGGUGUCAUUUUGGGAUUCCAUAAUUACUCGUCAGCAAACUUUAAACGGUGGAGGAACCUGUUGCGCGCGAUCGCCGUGUCAACGAUACCCACUUCGCCUACCACGGCUAGCUGUAACAGAGUGCUCGCGAACGGUAACGGUGUAACCGAGCCGAGUUCCGGGGCACCCUUUCGAUUCGCGCGAAAAAUCCAUCGACCAUCGCGGCGUCUAGGAACAGAAUUAGAUUUCGUCGAGCGAGGAGAAAAGUGUUCGGUGAAGAAACUCGAGAAAGUUGCGCGCGAAGAGAGAAAGACUCGCGAGAUAAGAGGCAAAAAAAGAGUCGUUGAUUUUGCGUAGAUCCCAUUCUAACAGCGAUUUUCUUCCUCGAUACCCGUGGAACGUGACUCGACAGUAGCUGCGCCGCUUGGUGCCUCUUGAAUUGUUAGAUCGCUUCGACGUCUAUCUUCCCGGCGAUCGAAGGAAUCGUUGAAAGCAGCCGCAUUGACAUUUUGGAGGAGAGACUAUAAUUGUUUACGUUUUACUUUCGACAAUCCGAAGGAUCGUCCGCAGCGAGGUCGUUUUUAAUCAACGCCUCGCAAAAUGGUGGUGCAAAAUGCGGUUAUUGUUAGGAAUGCCGUGAAACGAUAUGGAACCGAAAACCAGAUCCUGAACGGUUUAAACUUAACCGUCCCUAAAGGUUGCAUAUAUGGUUUACUGGGUUCAAGUGGCUGCGGCAAAACCACUUUGCUCUCCACUGUGGUAGGCGUACGGAAAUUGGACAGCGGUGAUAUAUGGGUGCUGGGUGGCAAACCAGGAACAGAAAAUUCAGGGAUUCCAGGUCCUCGAGUCGGUUACAUGCCGCAGGACGUGUCACUGGUCCAAGAAUUCUCUGUAAUCGGCGCCUUUUACUUCUUUGGCAGAAUCAACGGUCUCGAUGACUACACGAUCGAGGAGAGGUUUGUGUUGUUGAAGGACUUGCUUCAGCUACCGACCAGGAAUCGUUUGAUAAAACACUUGAGCGGCGGCCAACAGAGAAGAGUGUCCUUCGGGGCAGCGUUGCUUCACAAACCCGAGCUCUUGAUCCUUGACGAGCCCACCGUCGGUUUGGAUCCGGUUUUAAGGGACAACAUUUGGAAUUAUUUAGUGAAGAUCACGCGAGAGGAAGAUAUUACGGUUAUCAUUACUACGCACUAUAUCGAGGAAGCGAAGCAGGCAGACAAGAUUGGAUUAAUGAGAGGCGGCCUGCUAUUAGCUGAAUCAUCACCGAACGAUUUAUUGGAGCGAUUUCAAACCGAUUCGCUCGAAGAGGCAUUCUUGCAACUGAGUCAAAUGCAGAACGACCACAGGACGAUUCCCUCAAUCGGGAUCAACGACAUCAGCAUGGAUUCCCUUUAUAAUGACUGCCCGACCAAGAGCCACUGGCAACUGCGUAGUAGCAGGAAGAAGAAGUGUCAGGCUUUACUCGUUAAAAAUAUGCUUCAAUUCGUGCGUCAUCCAGGGGGAGUAUUGUUCUCGCUUGUACUACCAGUAUUACAAAUGAUACUAUUCUUCUACGCGAUCGGUCGCGACCCGAAGGGACUGUCUUUAUCUAUAAUAAACGACGAGGCGCAUAAUUGUGAUUACGGUAGAUACCGAGGCAAUAUUACUUACGAUGAGAAUGAUCUAACAUGCAGCUUCGUCGACAUUAGCUGCAAAUUCAUACACGGAAUAAACAGUUCUGUCUUCAAGAAGGAGUAUUACGAUACCUUCGAUGAAGCAGUGCGGGAAAUUCCAAGGGUUAAAAGCGCCGGCACAGUACAGUUCCAUAAGAAUUUCUCGUACAGCUUGGAAGACAGGAUAUUAAAUUUCAUUGAUAUGGUCGAUGAAUUUAUAGUUAGCAGUCAGAUCGUUGUUACCUUGUACAGCCCAGACAGACAAAUUGCCUUGUUUACGCAGAAGCAACUGCAAGACAGUUUUAGCGACGUAUACGAGGAGAUCAUGAAAGAAUGUAGAAUUUCUCCAAAAUACAUCCGUACACCAAUACGUUACGAGGAGGCAAUUUAUGGCACCAACGAUCAAUCUUACGUAUCUUUCGUUUAUCCAGCAUUCAUGUUAUCAACUUUGUUCGUUUUGGCAACGUCAAUUUCUUCAAGUAUAAUUAUAACAGAUCGUAAUUCUGGUGUAUGGGACCGAGCCCUAGUUCAAGGUGUGACGACAAAUGAGAUUUUAGUUACCCAUCUGAUAUCGCAGCUCAUGAUAAUUGUUAUUCAAGUGUCGACUGCAUUAUGCAUAUGCUUCCUGCACUUCGAAGUGGAGUGCAAGGGUUCAAUGACCGCCGUAAUUUGGCUGACCCUGCUCGAAGGAAUCUGCGGAAUGAUGUUCGGUUUCUUAAUAUCAGUGCUGUUCACCUCGCAUACUCUGGUCAAUUAUGCAUCGUCUGGCAGUUUUUAUCCGUUGAUACUUCUUUGCGGAAUAAUUUGGCCGAUUGAGGGAAUACCGAAGUUUCUCCGAUGGUUCAGUCUGUUUCUACCGUUGACGAUACCAGGGAACUCCCUCAGAGGAAUCCUGCAAAAGGGGAACACCGUGGACGAACCGGAAGUGUACAUAGGAUUCAUAAUAGUGACCGUAUGGAUCGCGAGUUUAGUGUUGAUUUGCCUGUACCAAUUGAAGACAAAGUAAAAGUGAAAGAAAGUAAGCGAACACUUAAUCAAUAAGAAGAAAACCACGGUGCAAUAAUUAAAGAAAAAAAAUUAUGUUUCCCAUGACAAGUAUCACAGGGUUAAAUUCAUCUGCUGUUAAUUAGUUAGCAAAGGGUUAAUAGUUACGGGGAAUCGCGUUUUUAUACAAAAUGAUUGUAAAGCGUCGUUUCGAUGUUAGCCGAUAAGGAAUCUAAUUUUAAUUUAAACAGCGGGUCGCGUAUCGAGAGUCGAAGCUGCGUUUGUGAUAAAACUUGUUCUUAUUGCGAUCUUCGUUAUUACACGUGCAAAGUAUGUACCUACUAUUUCGAUUUAGGUUUUAUCUUAGUUUUUUUCACUGUGUUAUAAUAUGUUGUGCGAAUUGUAAGAAUAGAGCGAGUUACUGAUUGUUGAUAGAUACGUAAGGAAAGGAAUGUUCUUUCAACGACCUGUGCAUGUAAAACAGCACGCCUUGUCAGUGUGAAGAAACGCAUUUUAAAAAAUGUAUUUUUUUUUUACUAGUUACUAAUUCUUCGAUGUUUUUAACUGGUAAAAACUUGUGUUGAGUGGUAUGUGUCGGGAUUCGUGUCGUUUUACUUUACAAGCACAGACAUUACCUCAUACUUUUGUUCUUUCGCGAAGCUUUCCGUUUCUACAGUUCUGGGAUCACAUCCAAUAAGUCCAGAUCGAAGCUCGAUCUAUAAAAACGUGAUUAUCAGACAGUGAUCCUACCAUGCGACCAGCGUUCGAUGACGGGUAUUUAAAUUAAACACAUUGUAAAUAGGUAGACGGAACAAUAAAAUAUAGGAAGAUGGAACGAUUAAAUGAUGGAAUAUGCACAGAUUUUGGCAUCGAUUAA
This is a messenger RNA of Ceratina calcarata, 3601 nucleotides long. RefSeq names its product ABC transporter G family member 20. Gene Ontology annotation, cellular component: membrane. The record is from RefSeq and is a predicted model, not a curated record. Gene Ontology annotation, molecular function: ATP binding; ATP hydrolysis activity; ABC-type transporter activity. The transcript is spliced from 15 exons. Lineage: Eukaryota; Metazoa; Arthropoda; Insecta; Hymenoptera; Apidae. Bases 689 to 2746 code for a protein of 685 amino acids.